This is a messenger RNA of Dermacentor albipictus, 2275 nucleotides long. The record is from RefSeq and is a predicted model, not a curated record. Lineage: Eukaryota; Metazoa; Arthropoda; Arachnida; Ixodida; Ixodidae.
CUUCUUAAAUUACAUAUGCCACCAGUUUGCACGAUAUUCCCUACAUCGAUACUCAUACAAAAAAAGAAAGAUAACGGUGCCAAAGGGUGCGCUGUUGUCACCGAUUCCUCCUCUCCCCAGGGCCCUACCAAAGUCAGCGCUUGCGUCAGUGCAGUUCUUGUGGCCUUACCAAGAAGGCGUGUCGGGUUCCAGUUGGCCGGUCCGGGAGGUGCGCGGGAGACAAAAGCUGCAGAACAACAAAAACAAAAAGCUCGCACAAUGACUGGUUCAGAAAAGAGGCCUCGCCAAAAGAAAGAAGUGCGGCGCCAUGUGUCACUCAUGCGACAAGUGGCGAGGCAGGUGAUGAGCAAUCGGGACCCACACGACGCUCGGCCUGUUCCCAGUCCGCCCUGGUGGUCGACGGUGUUCUCCAGUCGCUACAAGACCGAGAUGUGCCACCACCUGGAAGAGCAGGGCUUCUGCAGCUUCGGCGCCGGCUGCGUCUACGCGCACAGCGCGGCCGAGCUGCGGCCCUUGCAGAGGCACCCCAAGCACCGGUCGCAACUCUGCAAGGACUUCCACGAAGAGGGCUUCUGCAGCUUCGGCGGCCGCUGUAGCUUCAUCCACACCAAGCGGGAGACGGCCGACAUCGUGAACGAUGUGCUGAACAACAUGCGCCUGGCGCCCCCGAUGCCCGAGAACCCGGUCACCGCCGCCGCCUCCGCCUCCUCCUCGACGGGCGGCUCUCGCUCGUCCACCCCGGCCAGCUGGAGCAGCUGCGACCAGGGCGACAACGCGCAGAGCUCGGUGGCUGACACCGGUGGCGGAGGCGGGGAGACGGCUGCGGCUUUAGGGGACGAAUCCCCGCCACCCACCAAGAAACGCAAGCGGCGAGCGCAGGGAAAGAAGAACGCGUCCCUGGACCCUCGCUGGAAUCCAGGUACGUGGAAGCGCGACGAGUCCGACCUGCCUCCUUUGGCCCUGGAGCCGAGUCUGCUGGACGCUCCGCUGGAGCCCGACUUCCGCCGGCGCUGGACUUACCGGUGGAGGGACAUGCCGUACCGCCGCCUCGACGUCUUCGAGCAGCUCUGCCCGCGCGACGGCUGAACGACGGGCGCACCAAGCUCGACACACGGACGACACAUCGCCGCUCGGCGACACAGAUUGACGACGUGCGCUUUUCUACGCACCGACGACAUUUCGCACGUGCGCCGUCACACCUUUGACUUAAGCAAACUAUAUUGACGGCUAUAUCAUAUCCGUGUGAGCAUGCAAGGAGCGUAUAUAGAUUAACGCGGAAUUGCGGGUGACGCGGCGUAGCUGUUCGAGUACCUCGAUGGGUGUUUGACAUUCUUAUCACGAAAUCCUUUAAGGUAAAUUGCCUCUGUGCAUUUGAUUGCGCUUGCAUUCUUGCAGUACGAAUUGCAGUGAACGUUUGUAAUGCAAUAACAGCGCGGAUACGAGGGGUAAAUCGUCAACUACGCUAGCGGGAAUAACCUUGUUGAGAACUGCGUGGUAACACGGGUACAUAUGCAAGUUAUAUCUAAGAAGUCAUUGAUGCGCGAACGUACUGUCGUGCUAGAGAGGAAGAUUUAGAAUUUUCCUGCUGUAACGAACUCUGUUAAGCUUCACAUGUGAUAAAGCUGGUAGUUGGUUUCGAGCACAAAAAAGAAAAUGACCCGUCUGCAUCGUGAAUGGGCCCGGUGACAAAAUAUAAGCGUAGCAGACUAUUUGAAGGGCCUUCUCUAGGCUUUAAACGCCGGAUGACUGUAUUACGGAAGGUAUUGAUGGGGUCUACAAUUGAACGUGGAAGAGGGCAGGCUUCUCCGAUGAAUAGUUUAUCAUUACCUAGUUUUUAAUUUGUUGAAUCAUAUACGUCCACGACUUCCACGGGCAUUGUUUUGCUGAAAGUGGUUGUCUCACGUAAAAUAUCUCAUUUUUGCGUAAAGCCCGUCGCACUAUUUAUUACGCGACUACGUUUCCUGCGACUCGUAGACGUGCCUUAUAUAUAGCUAUACAAUAUAGGGCCAACUCAGAUUACGAGCCCGCUAUUGGGCGACAUCUGCAUCACAGCAGUGCAAAUGCUAUUUUAUUGUCACCCAGAUACAAGGUAAAGAAUUUACCACGGAAUAUUUGGGGAAUAUUUGGAUAGAAUUUAUUAGGCCCCUUUUAUAAGCAUUUGACGAGCGCCAAUUUUUGCGCGAAACGUGUACCUGUCCUAUUUGUGAGGCCCGAUUUUGGAACGGCAUGCUAUUUAUAAAAAUGUAUAUGAAAUAAUAAAUUGAAGUGAAGUCAA